AUGGGUGUCAUUGAGAAGCUCAGCCGCAAGGCCGGUGUCAUCGUCGGUGACGAUGUCCUCCGCCUCUUCGAGUACGCUCAGGAGAAGCAGUUCGCCAUUCCCGCCAUUAACGUCACCUCUUCCUCCACCGUCGUGGCUGCCCUCGAGGCCGCUCGCGACCAAAAGUCCCCCAUUGCCCUCCAGGUCUCCCAGGGUGGUGCCGCUUUCUUCGCCGGUAAGGGUGUCAGCAACGAUGGCCAGGCCGCCUCCAUCGCUGGUGCCAUCGCCGCUGCUCACUACAUCCGCGCCAUUGCCCCCACCUACGGCGUUCCCGUCGUCCUCCACACCGAUCACUGCGCCAAGAAGCUCCUCCCCUGGCUCGACGGCAUGAUGGAUGAGGAUGAGCGCUACUUCAAGCUCCACGGCGAGCCCCUCUUCUCUUCCCACAUGAUCGACCUGUCCGAGGAGCCCGUUGACUGGAACAUCUCCACCACUGCCGCUUACCUCAAGCGUGCUGCCCCCAUGAAGCAGUGGCUCGAGAUGGAGAUUGGUAUCACCGGUGGUGAGGAGGACGGUGUCAACAACGAGGAUGUCGACAACAACUCCCUCUACACUCAGCCCGAGGAUAUCCUGGCCAUCCACAACGCCCUCUCCGCCAUCUCCCCCUACUUCUCUAUCGCCGCUGGCUUCGGUAACGUCCACGGUGUCUACAAGCCCGGCAACGUCCGCCUGCACCCCGAGCUCCUCAAGAAGCACCAGGCCUACGUCAAGGAGCAGACCAAGUCCCAGAAGGAGAAGCCCGUCUUCUUUGUCUUCCACGGCGGCUCCGGCUCCUCCAAGGAGGAGUACAAGGAGGCUAUCAGCUACGGUGUCGUCAAGGUCAACGUCGACACCGACAUGCAGUACGCUUACCUCAGCGGUGUCCGUGACUACGUUCUGAACAAGAAGGACUACCUUAUGAGCACCGUCGGCAACCCCGAUGGUGAGGACAAGCCCAACAAGAAGUUCUUCGACCCCCGUGUCUGGGUCCGCGAGGGUGAGAAGACCAUGAGCAAGCGCACUCAGGUCGCCCUUGAGGACUUCAACUGCACCAACCAGCUGUAA
Penicillium oxalicum is the source of this 1083-nucleotide messenger RNA. Its product is annotated as fructose-bisphosphate aldolase FBA1. The record is from RefSeq and is a predicted model, not a curated record. NCBI's taxonomy places the organism in Eukaryota, Fungi, Ascomycota, Eurotiomycetes, Eurotiales, Aspergillaceae. Gene Ontology annotation, molecular function: fructose-bisphosphate aldolase activity; zinc ion binding. The transcript is spliced from 3 exons. Gene Ontology annotation, biological process: gluconeogenesis; glycolytic process. Gene Ontology annotation, cellular component: cytosol. The coding region runs from base 1 to 1083 and encodes 360 amino acids.